Molecule: messenger RNA, 1445 nt
Organism: Serpula lacrymans var. lacrymans S7.9
Lineage: Eukaryota; Fungi; Basidiomycota; Agaricomycetes; Boletales; Serpulaceae
Exons: 9
Coding region: 81-1334 (417 amino acids)
Biological process (GO): succinyl-CoA metabolic process; tricarboxylic acid cycle
Cellular component (GO): succinate-CoA ligase complex; mitochondrion
Molecular function (GO): ATP binding; succinate-CoA ligase (ADP-forming) activity; metal ion binding
Source: RefSeq, a predicted model, not a curated record
GUGGCAUCUAAGUAGCAUUUUUCCUGGAAGGACUCCCAGAUUUCCGACAUUUUACUGAACGGUUGACAGCAGAUUUUUCAAUGUUUUCGAUAUUGAAAGGGGCCAGUUCUAGGGCAUGCGUUGCAUCCACGGUCCAGAAACGUUUCUUGUCCUUACAUGAGUACCAGUCGAUGAAAAUUCUGAAUUCAUAUGGCGUUUCGACUCCCAAGAGUGUUGUUGCCAAGUCACCAGAAGAGGCCUACGAUGUAGCCCAGGGGUUCGGCAAUACUCCACUUGUCAUCAAGGCUCAGGUUCUAGCUGGUGGUCGUGGAAAGGGCAAGUUUGAAACCGGAUUACAAGGGGGCGUACAUUACAUUAACAGUCCUGAGCAAGCAAGAGAAUAUGCCAGCAGGAUGAUCGGUUCCAAGCUCAUUACUAAACAAACUGGCGCUGGUGGCAGAAUUUGCAACGCUGUUAUGUUUGCUGAGCGGCAUGAGUCCUCUCAUGAGUACUAUGUAGCAGUGCUCAACGACCGUGUGUCUCAAGGACCCAUUCUCAUCGCGUCAAGUCGUGGCGGCAUGAACAUCGAGGAAGUCGCAGAGAAAGAUCCUGGAGCAGUGGUUGUGACCUCCAUUGACUAUGAACAAGGUAUCAAUAAGGAUGAUGCACUCAAUAUUGCAGACAAGAUCGGGAUCAAGGCUCCUCGUGCUAAAAAGCAGGCAGCUGAUAUAUUUAUAAACCUCUAUAAGAUUUUCAAAGACAAGGAUGCAACUCAAAUAGAGAUUAAUCCCAUGACAGAGACAGUCGAUGGUCAGAUACUAUGUAUGGAUGCCAAAUUGGCUUUUGAUGAUAACGCAGAGUUUCGACAAAAGGAUAUUUUCAAAUUGCGCGACAUUUCCCAGGAAGAGCCCUCUGAAGUGGAGGCCCAGCAAGCAAAUCUCAACUUUAUCAAGUUGGAUGGUAGUAUCGGGUGUUUAGUCAACGGUGCUGGCCUGGCCAUGGCGACUAUGGAUGUUCUGUCACUGCAUGGCGGGAAUCCAGCUAAUUUUCUGGAUGUUGGAGGGGGUGCUACCCCCGAUACGGUAAAGAAAGCUUUCGAGAUUCUCUUGGGUGAUCCAAAAGUCAAGAGCAUUUUCAUCAACAUUUUCGGAGGUAUCAUGAGAUGUGACUACAUUGCAGAAGGAGUGAUCAGAGCUACCAAAGAACUCUCUGUAGGCAUACCACUAGUCGUUAGGCUCAAGGGUACAAAAGAGGUGGAGGCAAAACGGAUGAUUCAAGAAUCCCAACUGAAAAUAAUUCCUUUUGACAGUUUGGAUGAAGCUGCUGAUAAAGCCGUAGAAUUAGCUCAGAAUUAGAAUAAGUUCAUGUUUCGUGCCGACAAAUAUCAGUAUUUUCCGUCGCUUCGUUUUGUAAUACUUUGCACUGCACUUUUGGGGAAAAUGAUGCUGACUUUGCCUUGUCAAAAA